This is a messenger RNA of Sporisorium graminicola, 3471 nucleotides long. RefSeq lists its product as uncharacterized. The transcript has a single exon. Bases 1 to 3471 code for a protein of 1156 amino acids. The record is from RefSeq and is a predicted model, not a curated record. Lineage: Eukaryota; Fungi; Basidiomycota; Ustilaginomycetes; Ustilaginales; Ustilaginaceae.
AUGGCGUCUUUGGCAGCUGACGCAGCAGCAGCAGCAGCAGCAGCAGCAACGACAGCAACGACAGCAACAACAGCAGCAGGCACCAUAUCAGGUGGCUCACAUGAAGACGGCAUUCUCUGUCUUGCGGAGCGUCCUCGCCGUGAGGCUGAAGGCGAUGCUGGAGAAGGGCGACGUACGCGGCUGCGCUUGGGCAGCAUAUCUCCGGACUAUGGCGGUCACGAUGACCAUGCUCAGUCUGCUUCUUCACCAAGCGAUGUGGUUCCGGACUGGGAGCUGGACGGCAGCGACUCUUACGAUAGCGACGCCCUGCCUCCCCAUCCCGACCUAGCCGCCGACGCAGUGGAUCCCAUACUGGACGCCGCCCGCUCCAACGCCAACAGCAGCAGUCUUGACAGUUCUGCUGCCUCCGUUGAAGAUGACGCUUCAGUCACUUCGCGGGCCAGUCGUAUUGCGCUUGCUCGGGCUCUUCGCAUCGACGCCAACACUCUUGAAGCCGAAGCCGAAGCCAUCCAGCCCAUGGAAGCGACCCUCACAGAUCCUCUGCAGCAGCAACGCAGCCGGUUUGUCAUGGUCAAUUAUAUCUUUGUCAUGUACCUAAUGACCUUUCACGGGCUGUCCAAUACCAUUGCAACACUCUAUCUCUCCUUUGUGUUGCAUGUGUUGAGUCGCUUCUGUGCCUUUGCCAUUGAUGCUGGCACGUCUGCUGCUACCACUGGUCCGCCACCUCCGCCGUUGCAACCUUCGCCGCCGCCGCCACCACAGCGGUUGCCACAACCACUACAGACAUCAGUCUCAUCGCAGAUCGAGCACGAGCUCAUGUCGCAGCCAUCCGCGGUCUCGACUCGCUCCAUGCUUGCUUCUGCAAGUGGUGACACUCAAGCAAGGUCGUCGUUGUCGCUGCCACCGCCACCGCUAUCGAUGCUGGUCACUCCAGCGUCGGUGCGAUCAAAGCUUGGUCUGCACAGCGACUUUGUCCAGUACCUCGUGUGUCCCCGGUGCGGUGAGCUGAAGCUGUGGAGCGAUACCGAAGGCUCCUCGUCACAACAGAUCUUCUGCGCCUGCGGAACGGAGCUCCUUGGCGACACCGGUCGCCGUCCGGUCCAGCUGUACUGCCAUCGCACGCUAGAGUCCAUAUUCUCUGGCGUGUUGAUGGACUCCAGGUACUACAAUGCGCUGUACGACUGGACGCCAACAGCUGAUUCCAACACUGCUGCGAGCUCCACCUCCACCGCUCGAUACGCGGAGAUUUCAUCGGGAUCUGCCUGGUUGGAGGACUGCGGUGAUGGCGCGAGUGCCUGCCAAUAUCGCUGCCAGCUCGGCCAUGCCCCUUUCGUUGCGACCGGACUCAAUCUCAAGGUCACACUCUCCGUGGAUUGGUUCGGCCCGCACAAGGGGAAGUUUCACGAAUGGCAUUCGACUGGCGCUGUGCUGCUGAGGAUCGACAACCUGCCCGCUCGCCUGACGACCUACGACCGUCGCUGUCUUGGUAUCCAUCUCGUUGGUCUUCUUCCUGGCCCAAAGGAUACCACGGCACAAAACCUGCAAAAGUUUCUCAAGCUCAUCGUUGAAGAGCUGAAGGACUUCGACGGCGACGGCAAGCUGAUUCCCACCUUGAAUCACCCUGAAGGCGAGCAUGUCCAAGCGCGACUACACCUUGUCGUUGCGGACACACCUGCUCGGGCGAAGGUUGCCGGAUUUGCCCUAAAGUAUAAGAAGGGUACAAUCUGUGCGUACUGCCCGAAGCAAGGUGAACAGCUCGGCCUGACGGAUGACGAGGAGGAGGACGACAGCUUUGUCGGAAGUCAGCGACGUGGACCACCGCGGACGGCAGCAAGGUUCCAUUCGGUGGCUAUCGACCGGCUCACCUACUUCAACGCCGUCGAUAGCUGCCCGCCUGACGUUAUGCACGCCGUUCACCUUGGCCUAUGUAAGCGCUUCUGGCACCGUUUCCUGAUCGAGUCCUGCAACGAGAUUGGGAAGCGCUUGCCGGAAGCGCAACAUAUCAUUGCAAGCGCUCUGCUGCCGUCCAUUAUACAAGGUCCCAACAGACGCAUCGGCAGCAAGAGUGGCGGAAACCCAACUGCGGAGCAAUGGGAGGUGCUGUUCAGAGUCUUGCUCCCAUUCGUACUGAUGCAACUCUGGAGCACCUCUCUCUGUGGUGACUACGACGAGGAGCUCACCUUUGCCGUCGUCAAGCCUGGCGGCCCGCGCUCAGGGGUGCCACCAGCACGCUCAUCUGGUCGUGACUUCGCAGACGCUGCUGCUCUUCGCCAUCGCCUACCACCACCAUCGAACGCCGCUUUACUUGCUGACGCCAUCGACAUAGACGACGCCGCGUCCGAUGGUGAUGCGGAAGCCGAGGAAGGUGGAGCGAGGAGAGGUGGAGCGAGGAGAGGUGGGCGGCAACUUUUGCCGGGUCCAAAGGCCGUACGAAGCGUCUUCCGGUCUGCAAUGCUGCUCUGCAGCAUCGUCGAGCUGGUCAGCGGUGACCUGACCGAUUCUGAUGUCGACAAGCUAGCCGACUACAUCACCAAGUACAACCGUAGUCAGGCCAAGCUGCUGGGACCCGCGUGGCUGACGUUCAACAACCACAACGUCAGCCACCUCCCCUACUUUACCAGACGCUUCGGAUCACCGCGACACUUCUCGUCGUUGCCCUUUGAGCGCUACAACGGCAUCAUGGGCACGAUCCCAACCAGCGGGCACAAGGGUGGUGUGCUGGAGGCCACGAUCAUGCGCAAUGCUGCACAGAGGAACGAGCUACGACGGCUUCUUGCCCAGAGCAGCGAGCCCUUCAUGAAGACGAGGCUGCUUGGCGAGAUCGAGGGUCCUGAGCCCACGUCCUUACCAAGCCUCGACACUCGGCUCAAGAAGAGGAAGCUUGACAAUGCUUCCUUCGGCCUGCUCUUGGCUCACCUCAACGGAAGAGCAGAGCAAGCCCUCCCCAGCACCACCAUCGCCUCGUCUCCGCCGCGCUACACACCGUCUUGGGACACAACAUCUCCUAGUACCGUAGCACGCCUCGACACGACCGCCGAGUUCACUCGCACCGCGACCAUGGCUCGGACGCCUAACAAGGUCAAGGUUGGUGGUGUCGGACAAGGUGGUCGCGACAAUCGAGCAAAUUGCUGGUGUCUGGUGUCGGUGGAUGGCAAAGUGCAAGCCGCCAAGAUUCUGUGGAUCUUCACAAAGGCAGUCCGGCUGUCUCGCACCACUCUCAACACCGUGCCACAAACGUUCAUGCACGUGCGCUUGCUUGAGGAGGUGUCGCUGGACGUGCUUGGUGGCCGUCAUCCGAGCCUUGACCUCAUCGCUGGUAUGGGUAUGCGACUCACACUUGACAACGGCGGUGAAUACGGCGAGGAACUAUUGGUCGACUUCGACUGCUAUCAAAGUCAGCUUGCUGUUGUACCCUUCACCGCCAACGGCCAUCGCUUGCUUGGCCUCAAGUCACUCGGAGCUUGUGGAUAG